CCUUACCAUCACCCCACAUCACCACACCUCCCUCUCGCCAACGGUCAUGUCCUCGCCAUUGUCGCUCGCCUCUCCAAGCGACCCAUCCAGCGGUCCAUCAAGUCUGCCAUCAAGCGGCAUGAUUCUCUCCGAGACGAUGAACGACGACGUCGACAAGGCGAUCCGGAGGUGGCCAGAGGGCCGAAUCCGCGUGUUCAAUACGAACGACAAGCACAUCAUGACCAUCCCGCUCGCGUUCGCGGUCGAGGGACAUUGGGGUACCUGGCAAAAGCUAGGAGAUGGCCUUGAGGUCGUGCUUGGUGACGAGGUCGACUCUCCCCUCCUCUGGAGAAACCGAGACGAUGGGCGCUUGAUGAACGUGGAGGAUGAGGUUUCAGCAGGGCAGUACACCGUCUUACGGUCACUGGACUCUGCCGCCCCCGUCUUACCGUCGUAUUCGACCGGGUCGACAGCUUCGGGCCGGUCGAGGGGAGGCUCGGACGUGUCGGGCUUUGAGGUCGCGCUCCAAGGACUGGACCCAGUCGGCCCACAGUCUGCGGCGGCUGGCAUAAUGCUGUGGAUACCGCUCCACCGCAUGUAUGACAGCCAUGAGGCUGCGUUUGUGCCAGAAGUGGACCCCAAGACCGGCAGUACGUCGUUCACGUUUCACAUCUUUAUGUUGCCAACGAUGAACGAUCGCAAUAAGUCCCUGUUCGAGGCUAUCCGCAAAUUCCAUGGCGUGAAACUCACCUGGCCAAACAACGCGCCUUCACCAGAACUUGCAAAACUGCACUACCAGCGGGCACUGGGCAAACGUCUGUGUUUCGCGCGGCAAGUCAUGCAGGCACCGCAGACCCCAGACAAGCGCAAGCACCAGCCCUCGUCAGCAAGUCCAACACCGCGUCAAGUACGUCCCCGUCCGAGCUUGGACCACGAGCUUUGAUCAAUCCACCCAUUCCUUCAGCGCCAUGUCACUCCUGUUUAGCAACACUGCAUGCACAACACUAUGAAUACACAACGACGCGCUCAUCGGCCCAUCCAUCCACCGUCAACGACGAUACACUCUCCAUCAACAUAGUUGGAAGCCUGGGACGCGAGGAAGACGAUGGCUCCCUCAAAGUCGGCGGGCGCGCCCCAUCGUCCGGCGGGGAUACGCUCGAGGAUCUGGCGCGAGCGGACGGGGUCGGCGAUCAGCGCCUCGUUCAUGUCGGUCGCAAUGUAUCCGGGGGCGAUGGCGUUGACGUUGACGCCCUUAGCGGCCCAGCCGUUGGAGAAGGCCUUGACGAUGCCCUGGACACCGUGCUUGGCAGCGGCGUAGGCGACGACGUUGAGGCCACCCUGGAACGCGACCAGCGACGAGAUGUUGAUAAUCUUGCCGUUGCGCUUGUACUCCUUGCCCGGGGCACCGGCGACACCGCCGCGAGUCUCGAGCAUGUGCUUGCCGGCGUCGCGCGAGAUGGCGAACACGGCGUUCAGGUUGACCUGGAGAACCUCGUUCCAGUCAUCGUCGGGGAACACCUCGACGGGGUGACGACGCUGGAUGCCACCGCAGUUGACGACAAUGUCGAGGACGCGGCCCGAGGCAACGACCGAGGGGAUGAGCUGACUGACCGACUUGGCAUCGGCGAGGUCGGCAACGACAAUGUCGGCCUUGCCGCCCUUGCCGUCGGGUCCGCCCUCCUUCUCGAUGAGCGUCUUGGUCUCGACGUUGGUGUUGUUGCGCUGCACGAGGAUGAGGUCGGCACCCGCCUUGGAGAGGGCGAGGGCGAGGCGCUGGCCGAUACCGCGGGUAGCACCAGUGACCAGAGCGGUCUGGCCGUGGAGGCCGAAGAGCUCCUCGAUGUAGGAAGGCAUUGUGUGAUGAGGUG
Molecule: messenger RNA, 1847 nt
Organism: Vanrija pseudolonga
Lineage: Eukaryota; Fungi; Basidiomycota; Tremellomycetes; Trichosporonales; Trichosporonaceae
Exons: 5
Coding region: 47-922 (291 amino acids)
Source: RefSeq, a predicted model, not a curated record